UUACGAAUAUCCUCUGAAAACGUUUUUCGCGUCUGUGUACAAUGAAUCAGUUGCAAGGUGUUCAAAAAAAUGCAGAAUAUUAUCCAGCAGAGCGUGGAAAAUUGGCGGCUCCGUUUUUAGAAACAGGCACGAUUAUCGGACUGAAGCGUCCGUUCCAAGUUGAAAAGAUGGUGGGCGGCGGGGGGUUUGGGCAGAUUUUUCGAGCGGUUGAUAUGGAGACAAAACUUGUUGUGGCCGUGAAGGUUGAACCGAAAUCCGUCGAAUCUGGGAGGAUUGUGCUGGAACUUCAUAUAUUGGUUGAGCUUGCACAUUCACCACAUAUUCCCAAAGUGCACUACAGUGGGGAAAUUGGCGGCUACAACUUCAUAGUCAUGCAGCUUCUCGGAUCGAAUAUCACAGACCUUCGAAAGUUCCAGAAGGGACGGUGUUUUUCUGCUGAAACGACGGCGAGAGUAGGAAUUCAAUGUUUGGAGGGAUUGAAGCAGAUUCACGAGCUAGGAUAUAUUCAUAGAGACAUUAAACCUUCGAACAUCUGUGUGGGCAUUGGUGAGCACAAGCGGGUCCUCUACAUUGUCGAUUUUGGAAUGGCUCGUCAGAUUCGCUUUCCCAGUGGCGCUUUUCGACCGGAACGCCCGUACGCCUCAUUCCGUGGUACUACUCGAUACGUUUCCCUGGCAGCUCAUGAACGGAAAGAGCAAGGUUUUGCAGAUGAUAUUUGGUGCCUAUUCUUCUCACUUUUGGAGUUAGCCGAGGGACUUCCUUGGAAAAACGUGGUGGAUCAGGAUCAGGUUUACCAUGCCAAACAGCUUUUGUUGAGGAACUUUCAAUCAAGGAAAAUGGGUCAAAACUUCGGGACAUUUCCUCGAGCCCUCGAGCUCAUCAAACGGACAGAAACUCCAAAUUAUGAGAAUUUCAUCGUUAUUCUGAAAUCCUGCAGUUCGCGUGUCAAUGAAUGGGAGGAAUUUGAAUGGGACGACCAUGAUGAACAAUAUAGAUGAGAACAUUCAUUUUUAUUGAGCUUUUCGAAUGAACUUUGAGAACCUGCGG
Messenger RNA from Caenorhabditis elegans, 1047 nucleotides. RefSeq names its product non-specific serine/threonine protein kinase (gene W06F12.3). The record is from RefSeq and is marked reviewed. Gene Ontology annotation, molecular function: ATP binding; kinase activity; nucleotide binding. The transcript is spliced from 6 exons. Lineage: Eukaryota; Metazoa; Nematoda; Chromadorea; Rhabditida; Rhabditidae. Bases 42 to 998 code for a protein of 318 amino acids.